GUAACUUCAAAGAUAGAGUGUUCAUUCCAGAGAAAAGAGAGUAGAGAUGGAGAAGAUUAUCAUGGAAAAUCGAGGCCAUGUUUUGAUGAUCCCAUAUCCAGCUCAAGGUCAUAUAAACCCAUGUCUACAGUUCCUAAAAAGAUUAGUCUCGAAAGGUCUCAAAACCACAUUAGUCACAACCAAGUUCUUAUCUAAAUCAAUCAAUAAACCAAACCUUGGUCAUAACAUUGGUCUUGAAUUCAUAUCAGAUGGAUUUGAUAACGGUGGCUUCGCCGAAUCAGAUAGUAUAGAAUCCUAUCUACAGCGGUUACAAACGGUGGGUUCAGCAGAUUUAACUCAACGUAUCAAGAAACUAAAUAGCUCUCCUGAGGUGCAAAAUCCUGUGAACUGCAUAAUUUACGAUGCGUUCUUGCCGUGGGCUUUGGACGUGGCGAGACAGUUUGGGUUAGUAGGAGGAUCAUUUUUCACUCAACCUUGUGCUGUUAAUAACAUAUAUUACCAGUUUGGGAAGGGUCUGUUAAAGAUUGAUGACAGUGCCGUCACUAAUAAUAUUAAUGUUAAGAUUCCUGGGCUGCCCAUACCUCUUCAAGUGUCAGAUUUACCAUCUUUCUUGUGUGUGCCUGGAGCAUACCCAUCUUACUUGGAGCUUGCUUUGAAUCAGUUUGUAAACGUAGGAAAAGCGGAUUGGAUCUUUAUCAAUAGCUUCGACAUGUUGGAAGUUCAGGUUGUGGAUUGGAUGACAAAAACAUUUUCACAAUUAAGAACGAUCGGACCAACAAUACCAUCAAUGUACCUGGAUAAAAGAAUCGAAGACGACAAUGAUUACGGGCUCAACCUAAUCAAACCAGAUAGUAGCAUUUGCAUCAACUGGUUAAACUCUAAAGCUAAUGGCACGGUAGUUUAUGUAUCUUUUGGGAGCAUGGCUGAACUGAGCAAAGAACAGAUGGAAGAACUAGCAAUGGGUCUGAUUGGAAGCAAUUUUUAUUUCUUGUGGGUAGUUCGGGGGUCAGAAGCACACAAACUAUCAGGAAAAUUUUUGUCAGAAAUCGAAAAUGGAAACAAAGGUUUGGUUGUGAAAUGGAGUCCUCAGUUGGAAGUACUUUCACAUGCAGCAGUUGGAUGUUUUGUGACACAUUGUGGAUGGAAUUCGACCUUGGAAGCGUUAUCCUUGGGAGUGCCGAUGGUGGGAAUACCUCAGUGGACAGAUCAAACAACAAAUGCAAAGUUUAUAGCAGAUGAGUGGAGAGUGGGCAUACGAGUUAAGGUUAAUGAUGAUGAGAAAGGAAUUUGGACAAGGAAGGAUUUGGAGGUAUCUAUUCGGGAAGUUAUGGAGGGAGAUAGAGGAAAAGAGAUGAAGAAAAAUUCAAGCAAGUGGAGGCAGCUAGCUCAACAGGCAGUCGGCAUAGGUGGAAGCUCUGAUCGGAAUCUCGACGAGUUCGUAGCUAAUCUAAUAUGUUAGCUCUCGAAUUCCUAAUGAAAUCCUAAUUUAUGUCUUUGUAUCCUGUACUAGAAUAAAUGAGCAAGUGAAAUGUGUCUGGCCUGUGUCCAUCAUAACACAUUUGUAAAAACCCCAAAAUUAUGUGUACCCUCUAGUUUAGUCAAAUCCAUAAUGAAGUUGUGCUUGUUUUAU
Messenger RNA from Papaver somniferum (opium poppy), 1630 nucleotides. RefSeq names its product UDP-glycosyltransferase 74F2-like. The transcript has 2 exons. Bases 47 to 1459 code for a protein of 470 amino acids. The record is from RefSeq and is a predicted model, not a curated record. Lineage: Eukaryota; Viridiplantae; Streptophyta; Magnoliopsida; Ranunculales; Papaveraceae. Gene Ontology annotation, molecular function: UDP-glycosyltransferase activity.